Arabidopsis arenosa is the source of this 831-nucleotide messenger RNA. NCBI's taxonomy places the organism in Eukaryota, Viridiplantae, Streptophyta, Magnoliopsida, Brassicales, Brassicaceae. The record is from the annotation of a GenBank genome assembly.
GCUACUAAUCGCCGUCUCUCUCUCUCUCUCUUCCUUAUCAUCAACAAACUUGCUCUGCUCCGAUCGCCUUUUUUUCUCUCUCGUAAAGAUGUCUGAGGGAUCAGAAGAUAUGAAAACAAAAGUCGACUCUGCUGGAGAGUUAUCAGAUGUUGAUAACGAGAACUGCAGUAGCAGCGGAAGUGGCGGUGGUAGUUCUGGUGAUACCAAGAGAACUUGCGUUGAUUGCGGAACUAUUCGAACUCCUCUUUGGCGUGGUGGUCCUGCAGGACCAAAGUCAUUGUGCAAUGCUUGUGGGAUCAAGAGUAGGAAGAAGAGACAAGCAGCACUUGGUAUGAGAUCAGAGGAGAAGAAGAAAAACAGAAAAAGCAGUAGCGGUAAUGAUCUAAACCUCGAUCAUCGAAACACCAAGAACAACAAGAUCAACAAAGAUGAUGAUGCCAAGAACGACAAGAUCAACAAAGAUGAUAAUCCCAAAACGUGCAAUAGCAAGAGUAGUAGUAGUAGCAGCAACAAAGGAGUGAGUAAAUUUUUGGAUUUAGGGUUUAAAGUUCCGGUGAUGAAGAGAUCAGCGGUUGAGAAGAAGAGGUUAUGGAGGAAACUCGGUGAGGAAGAAAGAGCUGCUGUGCUUCUCAUGGCGCUCUCUUGUAGCUCUGUUUACGCCUAAGUGUUUUCUCUGUUUUUUUUUUUGGUCAUUAGGGAAUAAUUAAGUGAGAGCGAUUUUGAUUAACUUAAUUAGAUAGAGAGAUAUGUAUGAUAUGAAUGUGUAAGUUCCUAGUUUUUGGUUUCACUAAUGUUAUGUGUUCAUUUUCUUAAUGAAUUCAAAUAUUUACA